Messenger RNA from Anopheles coustani, 1561 nucleotides. RefSeq names its product adenylate kinase (gene Ak2). NCBI's taxonomy places the organism in Eukaryota, Metazoa, Arthropoda, Insecta, Diptera, Culicidae. Gene Ontology annotation, molecular function: ATP binding; AMP kinase activity. Gene Ontology annotation, cellular component: mitochondrion; cytoplasm. The record is from RefSeq and is a predicted model, not a curated record. The coding region runs from base 270 to 992 and encodes 240 amino acids. Gene Ontology annotation, biological process: ADP biosynthetic process. The transcript has 3 exons.
GGGGAAAUUGGCACGGAAAACACGAAAUACGGCGGCGGCGCGGAGGUGGCGCUACGUUUUACUACCAGAGUGGUAAAAGUCAACCCUCGUGAACGGAAAUUUGCAGUGUGCGCCUUCGGACGAAGCUGAAAAGAGUGGUUGGUCGUUUGCGGGUGGUUUGGUCUCAUCAAAACAUCAGUUGUUUUUGCCGCGGGACAUAGUGUAGUGCAUUUGAUAUUUUGCCCUCCCAUCUUUAGCAUACUGAAAGGAGAAAGUCAUUGGCAAAAAUAAUGGCCCCCAACGCAGCAGAACCUCGACCGAAUGCCGAAUCCAGCUCGACCGGCAUCAAUGCCGUGCUCCUUGGACCGCCCGGAUCCGGUAAAGGAACGCAGGCGCCACUGCUGAAGGAAAAAUAUUGCGUAUGUCACCUGUCUACCGGCGAUAUGCUGCGGGCGGAGAUUGCGUCCGGCUCGAAACUCGGCGCACAGCUGAAACGGGUGAUGGACGAGGGAAAGCUGGUGUCCGAUGAGCUGGUGGUCGAUAUGAUCGACUCGAACCUUGACAAGCCCGAAUGCCGCAACGGGUUCCUUUUGGAUGGAUUCCCGCGCACCGUGGUGCAGGCCGAGAAGUUGGACAACCUGCUCGAAAAGCGCCAAACCGGGCUGGAUGCCGUGAUCGAGUUCGGCAUCGACGACAGCCUGCUGGUACGACGCAUCACCGGCCGCCUGAUCCACCAGGCAAGCGGGCGAUCGUACCAUGAAGAGUUCGCCCCACCGAAAGUUCCCAUGUGCGACGACGUUACCGGCGAACCGCUGAUGCGUCGUAGCGACGACAAUGCCGCGGCGCUCGUGAAACGGCUCGAUGCCUACCACAGGCAAACGAAACCCCUGGCCGACUAUUACGCCCUGCGGGGACUGCAUUUCCGCGUCGACGCCGCCAAGAGUGCGUCGGACGUGUUCGCCAACAUUGACAGUAUCUUUACCAAGCAGCGUGCGCAUCGGUUGGGGCUGUAAAAGGUCUCAAGUUCCCCUUCCGACGACGCCCCCUGUACUCGAUACGAUACGAAAUAUCCGGCACAACCGUUUAGCUACCUGUGUACUCUUUUUUUUUCUACAACGAUAUUUUUUAAUCUACAAACGUUCCUCAUAUCACCCUCGGACUCGACAAAGUGAUGAUGUGGAAUGCGUCCAACGGCCCGACCCCACCAACACCAUCACCACCCGCCACCUGAAUUCCUGUCAACUGCACUGGAUGGUCAGAUUGAUAGUGUUUCUAAUUAUUAAGCGUGUUUAAAGUGAACGCUAACAAACUGACGGGAAUAAUGCAGCUAAAAACCCAUCAAUCGGUGUUGUCGAGCAGCGUCGUGUUAAAGAGUGCAAAAUAUCGAGCGUCGUGAAGUAAACGCGGAAAUCUUCCAAGCGGGGAAGGUACGGAAUCGGAAUUCGUGCGUUACAUGAGAGAGAAACAGCAAUCUUAUGUUGCUGCACAACUGUGUGUUGUUGCUAAUUGGCGAAGGAGAUUAUAGAUAUAUGAAUGUCGAUAUAGCAAUAUAAUAAAUUCCUUUGGGACUUUGGAACUGUAA